ACCGGCGCACAGAACCCCACAGUUCUGCACACUCCAGAUUAUUCGAACCUAAGAUCAAUAUUUCAUUUUAUUUCACAUUGUAUUUGUUUUCUUCUAUGUUCACGUUGCUUCCCCCAUUAUGUGACCAAAACUUGCACCGUUUCAUAUGCAAACCUGAAAUCAUAUUUCAGAUGUUUCUUCGGCUGCUGUCUCAUUCCAUUCUGUGUGAAUACGUGCAAAGAUGUGGUGCACAAAUGCCCGUCCUGUGGACAGCGCAUCGGAUCGUAUCGGAGAAUUUGA
Molecule: messenger RNA, 279 nt
Organism: Echinostoma caproni
Lineage: Eukaryota; Metazoa; Platyhelminthes; Trematoda; Plagiorchiida; Echinostomatidae
Source: the annotation of a GenBank genome assembly